Drosophila arizonae is the source of this 2822-nucleotide messenger RNA. It is a transcript of the gene Amph, whose product is annotated as amphiphysin. The record is from RefSeq and is a predicted model, not a curated record. NCBI's taxonomy places the organism in Eukaryota, Metazoa, Arthropoda, Insecta, Diptera, Drosophilidae. Gene Ontology annotation, cellular component: cytoplasm; plasma membrane. Gene Ontology annotation, molecular function: phospholipid binding; protein binding.
AAUAAAUAAAUGAGUCCCGUUCCGUCUGCAGCAGCGUCAAGUUCGAAGACACACCUGAAGUCGCAGCCGCGCGCUUACGUGCCAUUAUUUCGUGACUUUCGAGUGCUACUAACGCGGCCAAAUCGCAUCAAAAUAGCAACGUUCAAUAAAUACAAAUUGUGGCCCGUUGUCGUGUGUUAAAUGUGCAUUUAAAAUUUCCCCGAAAGCGGAUAACCGAAAAACGGAGAGUUCUUCUGUUCUACACACAGUGUAUAUUGUGCCAAAUCAGAAAUCUUUGAAUAUUUCUGAACACCAGCAGUGCAUAUACGAAUAUCAUAUAUACACACUCACACUCACUGAAACACACACACACACAACCUGUGCUGCUUCUUCGGUUGAAUCUAUUUGUUAUUGUUGUUACCGUUGCUGCUCAUUGAAUGUCCGAAAAUAAAGGCAUCAUGCUUGCAAAAUCUAUGCAAAAACACGCUGGACGUGCCAAGGAGAAGAUUCUACAAAAUUUGGGCAAAGUUGAUCGCACCGCAGAUGAGAUCUUUGAUGAUCAUUUGAAUAAUUUCAAUCGCCAGCAAACAAAUGCCAACAAAUUACAAAAGGAGUUCAAUAACUACAUAAGAUGCAUACGCGCCGCACAAACCGCCUCAAAGUCGCUGAUGGAUGCCGUGUGUGAAGUCUAUGAGCCACAAUGGAGCGGCUACGAUGCUCUGCUAGCACAAAGCGCCGCCUCGGAGAGCUUGUGGCUGGACUUUGCACACAAACUGGGUGAUCAGGUGCUGAUACCGCUGAACACAUACACCGGACAGUUUCCCGAAAUGAAGAAGAAGGUGGAGAAACGCAAUCGCAAGCUCAUUGACUACGAUGGCCAACGUCACUCGUUCCAGAAUCUGCAGGCCAAUGCCAACAAGCGCAAGGAUGAUGUUAAGCUAACCAAAGGUCGUGAGCAAUUGGAGGAGGCACGUCGCACCUACGAAAUUUUGAAUACGGAACUGCACGACGAGUUGCCCGCCCUCUACGACUCGAGAAUAUUAUUUUUGGUUACCAAUUUGCAGACACUGUUCGCCACCGAGCAAGUGUUCCACAAUGAAACGGCCAAGAUCUAUGCGGAACUUGAGGCAAUUGUUGAUAAACUGGCUACAGAAUCGCAGCGCGGCUCAAAUACGCUGCGCAAGCAAGCAAUAAAUGCCAUCAAGACGUCGAGUCCAGUGCAAUCGCCAGUGAACAAAUUGAAUAAUGCCAAUGCCAACAAUAGCAACUAUCAGAAUCAAAUAACCACAAACGGCGGCUCCAGCCUGGCCAACAGUCCAACAUCCACAAGCUCGUCAAUGCUUGAGCCACGAUUUGAUUCAGUUUCUUCAACGCCAGAGCCGACGCCUGAGUCGGCACAGCUUUCAGACAGCCCCGUGCAGCAGCUGGAGAGGGCAGCCGCAGGAGCAGCGGCAACUAAUGGCAUCAGCACCACAAUAACCACAACAACAAAGCUGGUGGAGACCGCUGAGCUGAGCAGCCCCAAUGCGAACACAACAAAAACAACAACGACCACAACCACAACAGAGGAAUCAACCAGUGAAAUGGCAGCUAAUGGUAAAGAGACAACGACAACAACCACAACAACAACAACAGCAGGAGCAGCAGCGCCGGCCGCAUCAAAUGGCAACAACAAUGAAGUGGCAGCAGCACCACCCACAGCCACUAGCACCAACAGCAACUCCACCACCACUACCACUACGGCAAAAGAGCCCGGCAAGCAGCCGAAAGAGCUGCCGGAUGGUCAGUCGAAUGCCAAUGGCAAUUCGAGUUCGCUUGAGGAGCACAAGCAAAAGAAAUUAGAUACAGAAACAGUUAGCCUUAUCCAAAACCAAUUAGUUAAUAGCCAAACUGUUAAUAAGCAUUCUAAUAAAAAUCCCUUCGACGAAGAUGACGAGCGCAUCUACGAAGUGCCCAAGGAUGCCAAUACCGCUGAUUUGCCACCUGGUGUGCUAUAUCGCGUUAAGGCGACCUAUGGCUACGUCAAGGAGGAUGUCGACGAGCUGAGCUUCGAGAUUGGUGACAUCAUACGCGUCAUCGAGUACGAUGAUCCCGAGGAUCAGGAGGAGGGCUGGCUAAUGGGUCAAAAGGAAGGCACAAACGAGAAGGGCCUGUUUCCGGCCAACUUUACGCGUCCCAUUUGAAAAGCUGACGCAGCGACGAUGACGGGAUAAAUUCAAAGCAACUAAAUAAACAACAUGCAAUAACUACAACAACAAGAACCAGAACAACACCAACAAGAACACCAACUUCAGCCCCCUAUUUUUGUUAUACAACUUAUAUAUACAAAAAAAAAAAAAAAAAAAAAAAAAACACAGUUUUUACAUACAUAUUAUACAAAUUUUUAAGAACGAACUUAAAUACUUUCGGCCAAAUUUUCACACAGCGCUGCAUCGCCUUAUAUAUAAAUAUAUUUUUUUUCUCCUGUCCAUAAGCUCCACUAGCUGGGGUCAUGAUUUUUGUAAAAUUAACUGUUUGGAUUAAUUUGUAAUUCGUACUUGAAUAAACAGUCGUGUAUUUGUUAGAGCAGUGCUUCCAAACAUUAUUUUAAAUAUAAUUAUUAUUACUAUUACUCUUCUUAUUGUUGAGAGAAAUGAUUGCACAUACAAAAUAUUUUGAAAAUGUUUCAUAAAUAUUAUUUUCCUAGUUGUAAGAGAGAUAAACACAAACACAGACAUAAACGCAUACACACACAUAUAUAUAUACACACACACACGUAAAAAAUAUUUGUUAAAUCUAUUAUUGUGCUCAUAAUUAAAACGAACAAAAUGUAUCUAAAUUAUAAUUUGUUAGAAAACCAAAAG